AUGGGGGAAGAGUUUGAUCUGAUGUUUGUUUAGACCAUCGUACCUAACUUUGCGAAGGCAAAACAUGCUCACUGAAUGAAGUAUCAGUGAGAAAAAUGAGUCCGCGUCAUAUUCUCCUAGUCCUUAGUCUUUCUGAAAUCGCAAACUCUAUUACUCGAAAUUACUAUAUCGCAGUCAAAGAAGAGACAUGGGAUUAUGCACCCAGCGGCAUAAACGUCCUUACAAACCAGGAUCUGAAACGGGAUGAGAAUGCAGCAGUAUUUCUUUCGAGGAGCAAAAACAGGAUUGGACGAUUGUACAAAAAGGCCAUCUAUAAACAGUUUACCGAUGCAACUUACUCAACUGAGGUUUCUAAACCUGACUGGCUUGGAUUUCUUGGCCCACUGCUUAGGGCAGAGGUGGAAGACUUGAUUAUUAUUCACUUCAAAAAUUUUGCAUCGCGUCCCUAUUCUUUGCAUCCUCAUGGAGUUUUCUACAAGAAAGAUUCAGAAGGUGCUUUUUAUCCUGAUCAAACAUCAGGUAAAUAUAAGGUGGAUGAUGCUGUUCCACCAGGAGGAAGUCACAUCUAUACAUGGAUAGUCAAGAAAGAGUAUGCACCUACAGAUGCUGACCCAGCUUGUUUAACUUGGAUUUACCAUUCCCAUGUAGAUGCUCCAAAGGAUAUUUCCUCAGGUUUGAUCGGAGUGCUGUUAACGUGUAAGAAAGGAAUUUUGGAUGAUGUGACACUGAAACGUAAAGAUGUUGACCAGGACUUUGUCAUGAUGUUCAGUGUUGUGGAUGAAAAUCUGAGUUGGUAUUUAGACGAUAAUAUAAAUGAGUACUGCACUCUGCCAUCUGCGGUUGACAAAGAUGAUGAAGCUUUUCAGGAAAGUAACAAAAUGCAUUCUAUCAACGGUUUUCUUUUUGGAAAUUUGCCUGGGCUGAACAUGUGCCGUGGCCAGUCUAUUUCUUGGCACUUGUUUUCAAUAGGAAAUGAAGUUGAUAUUCAUUCAGCAUACUUCCAUGGCCAGACUCUCAUUAACAAAGGUCAUAAAGUGGAUGUCAUUAGUCUUUUUCCAGCUACAUUUGUCACAGUACAAAUGAUUUCCAGGAAUGUUGGAAAAUGGCUGUUAAGCUGCCAAGUGAAUGACCAUAUUAAAGCUGGUAUGCAAGCAUUGUUUGUUGUGCAGGAAUGUGGGCACCAUUAUUCAGAAACCACACUUACUGGUAAAGAAAGAAACUACUUCAUUGCAGCUGAAAUAGACCGGUGGAAAUAUGGUCCAACAAACAAGAAUUUAUUUAAUGGUCAGCCACUAGAUGCAGAAGGAAGUGAUUCUGAGAUUUUCUUCAAGAACAGUACUGGUAAAAUAGGAGGAGAAUACUGGAAAGUUCGUUAUGUUGAAUAUACUGAUGAAACCUUUAGCACUAGAAAAAAUCGAUCACAAGUGGAAGAUCAUCUAGGAAUACUUGGUCCAGUGAUCAAAGCCGAAGUUGGAGACACCAUUUUUGUUACAUUUAUGAAUAAUGCAGACCGCGCCUACAGCAUUCAACCACAUGGUGUCUAUUUUACAAAGGAGUUUGAUGGAACAAGCUAUGUUAAUGGUUUUGAGAAAAAUGGUUCCCACGUAGAGCCUGACACAUCCUUCAUAUACAAGUGGACAGUACCUGACCAUGUUGGACCUGCAGUGAACGAUCCACCCUGCCUGACUUGGAUGUACUAUUCUGCCACCAAUCCAGUUGAGGACACCAAUUCAGGCCUAAUUGGGCCACUGGUUGUCUGCAGACAGAAUACACUAAAUCCAGAUGGCUCACAGAAAGACAUUGAACAGGAGUUUUACUUGCUGUAUACAGUUUUUGAUGAAAAUCUUAGUUGGUAUCUUCCAAAGAAUUUGGAGACAUUCAUUCAAAAUAGUUCCAGCAUCGAUCAGGAGGAUGAAGAAUUUCAAGAAUCAAAUAAAAUGCAUGCCAUCAACGGUUACAUGUUUGGUAACUUGCCUGGACUAGAAAUGUGCAAGGGUGACAAUGUUUCAUGGCAUUUGAUUGGACUUGGCACUGAAAUCGACAUGCAUGGAAUCUAUUUUCAAGGCAACACAAUAAAGUUCAAAGGGACCACACAUGAUGUAUUCAGUGUGUUCCCUCAUACUUCUGCAACAGUCUUCAUGCAGCCUGAUGAUAUUGGUACAUUUAAGGUCAUCUGCCGAACAGCUGAUCACUAUAUGGGUGGAAUGAAACACAUGUAUCAUGUUAGAAACUGCAAUAAAAGUGUCCCGGACCAGGUUUAUGAGACCAUUCGAACGUACUACAUUGCUGCAGUGGAACUUGAGUGGGACUAUUCUCCCGACAGGAACUGGGAGCUGGAAAGACACAAUGCAACCAAAGAAGAAAGUUUUGGCCAUGUGUUUGUUGGUACAGGGCAAGGUAAAAUUGGGCCCAGGUAUAAAAAAGUUGUUUAUAGGGAAUUUACAGAUGGAACAUUCACCACACAGAAAAUAAGACUGCCAGAAGAACAGCACUUGGAAAUACUUGGUCCAAUUAUUCGAGCAGAGGUUGGUGACAGUAUCGUGGUUAUAUUUAAAAAUUUAGCUUCCUUUCCUUACUCUAUCCAUCCACAUGGUGCAGAAGAGGUAAACAGUGGAAAACAUCUCAAAGUACCAGUUACUAAGCCAGGUCAAAUCAAGGUCUACAGAUGGAAUGUUCCAGAAAGAUCAGGACCUGGUAUUGGAGAUUCAAAUUGUAUCACCUGGAUUUAUUAUUCUGCAGUACGAUUUGUGAAGGAUCUAUACAGUGGUUUGGUUGGCCCACUGGUAACCUGCCGUAAAGGAGUACUCUCAGAGAAUGGCAUGAGGAAAGAUGUUGAUCGGGAAUUUGCUCUAUUGUUCAUGGUGUAUGAUGAAAAUGAAUCCUGGUACUUGGAUAACAAUAUUAUCACUUACCUCCAUGUGGACCCAACUAAAUUGAAGAAAACAGACGAAUUUGUGGAAAGCAAUAAAAUACAUGCAAUCAAUGGGAAGAUCUAUGGAAAUCUUCAUGGACUGACUAUGGUUAAAGGAGAGAAGGUUGAUUGGUAUUUGCUGGGUAUGGGAAAUGAAGUAGACAUGCACACUGUUCAUUUCCAUGCCCAGAGUUUUAUUUAUAGGAUGGAUAACGAUUACCGAGCCGACGUAUAUGAUCUUUUCCCUGGAACAUUCCAGACCAUAGAAAUGAUUGCAUCAAAUCCUGGUACUUGGCUGUUGCAUUGUCAUGUUGCUGAUCAUAUUCAUGCUGGCAUGGAAACCACUUAUACCAUCCUGAAUCAUACAGAGUAUGGAAGGACUACUUUGGAAAGUCAAUUUACAAUGGCUACAACAAAUGAUGGCUCUGAAUUAAAGAUACAUUUCCUGGGAAACACCCUCACGAAAAAAGAAAUCAAACUGAUGCUGGCAUUGCUUCUCAUUAUUGGUGUAUUUUUAUUGUUGAUUUCUUUGGUAUUUCUUUGUGUUAUUAUUUACUUACAUGGAAGGAAGUCCUUUCGGCACAUAACUCAGUCCUCAAUUCCAAUGAAUAGCAUUUAAUUUGUUCCAGGUUUGAGACUGUUUUAUGAUUAUAUUCAAGGGUUUAAAAAAAUUAUUUUCACAUAAAUUAAUGUUCUUCUAAGCCUUCUGAUGUUUGGAUUUGUCAUGAUAGAAUCCAGUAAUUAUAUUUAGAAUUGCAAAAUUGAAUAAAAUCAUGAAAUAUAAAUGUUAACUUCAAGCUAAAUCAAAUUCUAAAAUUAAAAGCAAAGAAUUAGCAUUAAGUGACUUUCUCAUUCAUCUUUUCAGAAUAGGCUGUUUUUCACACAGGCUAACUUUAAAAUUCCCAAUACUCCAGCCACCCACCAGGUGGGAAUCGUGCCCAGGAUAAGUUAAAAUCUUGAGUUGUUUAAUUGGUCUGAACUUACUGCUCCUUCUCAAGAUUCCCCUUCUCCAUAUUUCCUGUCCCUCCCAAAACUGGCAUCUGGCCUGCAACCCACCUCUUUACUCGGACCAGGAUCUGGAAACCCUGCCUCAAAUCCUGUUUCUAUCCUUCAGCCUUAAGGUCAGUCUUGUCUUUUUAGAAUUAAGAUUGAUGGGCAAUGUUAAAAUAAGCAAUUAAAAUUGACCAAUUCAUUGCUCCAUUCUCUUGUUUUGAGUUUACCAAAUACUUUGGGUCCCCUAUGAACCAAUACCAACCAAAGAAAAUUGUCCAUGUAGAAUUAUUUUUUUCCCAUUCAUUCCUUGGACGUAUGGAACUUUGGCAAUGGCAAUAAAUGUUGCCUAUACCUAAUUACACUUGAGACAGUGGUUGGGCAGCCUUUUUCAAAUACUGUAGUCCAUAAAUCAUGAGGGGUAUAGAUGAGGUUAAUUUGUAGGUUUCUUUUCUCUAGGAUGGAGGAUUUCAAAACUGGGAGCACAUUUUUAAGGUGAGAGCAGAGAGAUUUAAAAAAGACACUAGGCACAGUUUUUUUUAUACAGGGUGGUUCGAUUGUGGAUGAACGUCCUGAGGAAGUGGUGGAUGAGGGCACAAUUACAUUUAAAAGUAAUUUGGUUAAGUACAUGGAAGAGAAAGGUUUAGAGGGAUAUAGGCCAGGAGCAGGCAGGUGGGACUAGUUUAGUUUGGGAUUAUGUUCGGUACGGACUGGUUGGACCGAGGUGUCUGUUUCCAUGGGGAGUGUGUGGCUGGAUGACUAUGCAGUGCAGUGCUUAGUGCUGUUAAGGAGAGUGUUUUUGGAUCUUAACCAGGAUUAAUGUGGCACUGAUGAUUUAGUUCCAAGUGGGUUGAUGUGUGAGUUGGGUAGUGAUCUGCGUAUGGUCGUGCUUCCAUGAAUCUUACUGCUCUGAAUGUUCUAAGUGGCAGAGGCUGCAGGUUUGGAACAUACUAUUUUUAGAGUCUUGGCCAGUUAUUGCAGUGCAUCUUUCAGUUGAUACUCGCUGCUGACAUUCUGCAUUGGUGAUAGAGGGAAGAAAUGUUUAAGAUGGUGGAUGGGAUAUCACGCCACCAGGUUAUUUUGUCCUAGAUGAUAUUGAGCUUCUUGAGUGUUGUUGGAGCUGCACUCAUUCAGCCAAUUGGAGAGUAUUUACUCAAAGUUCUGAUUUGUACCUUUUGAGAUGAUGGAAAGGUCCUGUAGAGUCAGGAGGUGAGUUACUCACCACAGGAAAUAAGCCUGGCAUCCAACCUGCUCUUAUACCUACAAUAUUAAUAUGGCUACUGAGGAUCAGUUUCUCUUGAAUAGUAAAGUCCAGGAUGUUGACAGUGGGAAUUAAAUGGCUGCUAUUGUACUGGGUGCUGUAUUCUGUCUUAUCCUCCUAUGGUUUCACAGUAGACUCAAAUGUUUCUUACAGUGGACAUUUAGUUUUGUUUUAACCCCGGAAUCCUUUCAGAAAACUUGAGGAAUGAGAUCAGACUUCCAUAAAAGUAAAAAUAUAAGAGCAGGAGUAGACCAUUCAAUUCUUUGAGCUUGCACCACCAUUUGAUGAUCUUCUACCUUAACACGAUUCCUGCACUAUCCCUGUAUCCUAUGUUGUUUAAAUGUGUAGAAAUUUCUCCACCUUAGCCUUGAGCAUUCUCAAUGACUGAGCAUUCUCAGCCCAGAGAAAAUUCCAAAAAUCUAUCACCAUCCGAGUGAAGACUUUCUCCUGAUCUCAGUUCAGAAUGGCCUUCCUUUUCUUUCAAAACAGUGUUCCACUUUUCUAGAAUAUUAUCCCUUCCUCAUCACAACACUUUAGGGAAACAUCCUUCCAUGUUUACCCUGAAGAGCCCAGUAAGAAAUUUGGAUGAGAUUACCCUCACAUUCUCCUAAAAUGCAGUUUCUAAAAGCACAGACUGUUUCAUCUUUCACCAUAGUAAAAUCCUACUAUCUUAGGGAUCAGUCUGAUUAGUCCUCAUUUUACUGUCUCUAUGGCAGGUACAUCCUGAACGUACUGGACAGGCUAGAUGCAGGAAGAAUGUUCCCAGUGUUGGGGAAGUCCAGAACAAAGGGUCACAGUGUAAAAAUAAGGGGUAAGCCAUUCAAGACUGAAUUGAGGAAGAAUCUCUUCACUGAGUUGUGAACAUGUGGAAUUCUCUACCACAGGAAGUUUUUGGGACCAGUUCAUUAAAUAUAUUCAAAAGGGAGUUGGAUGUGGCUUUUGCGGCUAAAGGGAUCAAGGGGUGUGGGGAGAGGGCGGGGAUGGAAUACUGAGAUUGCAUGAUCAGCUAUGAUCAUAUUGAAUGCUGGUGCAGGCUCAGAGAACUGAAAGGCCUACUGCUGCACCUAUAUUCUAGGUUUCUAGGUUUCAAUUAUGGCAUUAGACCUGGAUCAUUUUAACUUCUGUGCUAUACCUGAAAAGUUCUGAUCUAUUCUGGCCUAAAAUUCCACUGGAAGAUGAAAUUGCCGGAGGCCAAGAAACAUGAUUCAUUUGGGCAGACAAAGGAACUGUCCUCAAGGGAAAUCAUGCAGUAGGUGGUGUGUGUGUUGAUUGUAAGUUGGAGGACUAUGAAAGGAGCCCCCUUGUCAAUGCUGUUUUAUAUCUAAUGUAAACAGAUGAUUGCAUGUUGCUAAUCUCACCACGUUAAAAAUAAAUCAGAAUUCAAAAGACAGUUAAAACUAAAUAACAGGAGGACCUAAUAUAAGGUUUUCUUGUAGUUAUGUAUAACAAUUAUGUUUAAAAAAUGCUACGUUUAGAAAUAAACAUUUCUGGAUGCGU
Molecule: messenger RNA, 6659 nt
Organism: Chiloscyllium plagiosum (whitespotted bambooshark)
Lineage: Eukaryota; Metazoa; Chordata; Chondrichthyes; Orectolobiformes; Hemiscylliidae
Product: ferroxidase HEPHL1
Biological process (GO): iron ion transport
Cellular component (GO): plasma membrane
Molecular function (GO): copper ion binding; ferroxidase activity
Source: RefSeq, a predicted model, not a curated record